This is a messenger RNA of Rhizophagus irregularis DAOM 181602=DAOM 197198, 1987 nucleotides long. RefSeq lists its product as uncharacterized. The record is from RefSeq and is a predicted model, not a curated record. Lineage: Eukaryota; Fungi; Glomeromycota; Glomeromycetes; Glomerales; Glomeraceae.
AUGAUAACUCCAAAGGUUUGGUUUAAACUUAUAAAUCCUACUGAUAACUGGACUAAAGUUUCAUUAGAGGAAGUUGAAGAUGUGGACGACCUCAAGAAAAAAAUAAAAAUCGAAAUGGCUCCAAAACUCGAUACUUUCACUUCGUCAAGUCUCACUCUCAAAGCAACGUAUAAUAAUGAUAAUCCAAAUGAGGCAGUAGAACUACGUGAGAAAGAUGUACUUGUUUCUGUCUUAAGACUUUUCAAUAUUGAGGAAACGAAUGUUAAAGAUUCUUUCGCAAAGAAUAUUCUGUUGUUUGUUACUGCUUCUUCUGAUAUGCCAGGGAAACGCAAAUCCACAGAGUCGAAUGAAUUUGACAAGAAGCAAAAAUUAAACCCGUUGUUUGAGAGCAUUUAUAAUAUAGCAAAGAGCCAGAAGGACCAACUUCUUGAAAUGCAACAAGACCAACAAAAAAAUAAUGUUAUUAAACAUAAUGAAGAGCUUGCAGUGAUUGAAAAGAAAGUACUUUAUGUGAGAAAAUCAUAUAAGUAUCUUUACGAUCAACUGAAAAAGAAAUCAGGUUACGGUUUAAAGAAAUUCCUUAUCACCGGUACAUCGGGUAUCGGAAAAUCAUGUUUCCUAGUUUACGUCUUAAUGCAACUUUUAUGUGAAGAUGUCGUUGUAAUUUCUCAGCCUAUCAACAGUCAAGAUUUCUAUUGUUUUAAGGAUCAAAUAAUAACCUGUGGAACAUAUAAUGAUUUCGAAUAUUUACUCAAUUUAACUACAACUUGGUACCUUGCAGAUGGUAUUACAUCCCCAAAAUUAGUGUAUGGAACAACAGUUGUCUCCCUAUCACCAAAUGGAAUUGCAAAAACAGAAUUUCAAGAAUUUGAUAAGCUUCAUCCAAUUGAAUAUUAUAUGGGUCCGUGGACAUUAGAAGAAUUAUUAUAUUGUCGGGAGCAUGCUUUUCCACUAGUGCCGAAAGAAAUAGUGACUAAUCUUUUUCAUAAAGCAGGUGGAGUACCUAGAUACGUCCUUCGAAAUGUUGAGGCGUCAAUAAAAGAUGUUGUUGGAAAUAAAGAAGAAACACUGGAUGCUGAAGACAAGAAAAAAAUUGAGGAAAAAGCUUAUAGUCGUAUUGAAUUAGCCAUUUCAAAGACCGAUAACUUCGAUAAGAUUAUUAAAUGUUUUACUGAAGAUGAAAAAAGUUGUGUCGAAAUUAGCAAUCGAAUCAUUCACAGAUGGCCGGAUGACACACAUCGCAAUUAUCACUACAAAUGGGCCUCUCCCUAUGUAUUCGAGAGAAUUCAGGAAAAAUUAGAAGAGACAGCAUGGGUCGAUUGUUUGCACAAAAUACGACUUAUGCGAAGUCCUUAUGAGGCUAGUGCAAAGGGAUUUUUAUUUGAAUGUUAUGUAAUCCACCUAUUUCGUACUGGAAACCAGAAAUUUGAAGUAAGGAAGCUGACAGGUGAAGAAAAAGAUCAAUUUUUCGUACAUCAUAAGCCAGAAGCUGGGUUUGUAAGAAAUUUAUCCGAUCUCUUAAAGUAUUCUGGAGAAAACAUAGUUAUCGUACCAGAUAAACAAAAUUUUGGUGCGGUAGACUUAUUUGUAACACCUAAUUAUAUUUUUCAAGUCACGGUGUCGGAAUAUCAUCCUAUAAAACAAGUUGAGCUGACAAAAGUAAUCACAAACAUGCCAGUCUAUAUUAGUGAUCAAAAUGCUAAAAUUCAACUUUACUUCGUGGUUCCAGAUGACAUAUACGACAAAUUUAAACAUCAAAGUUACACAACUCGAGAUAAAGAUUCUAACGAAGAUCGACCAGUCUUGAGAAUGAAUCCCGCCAUUAAAAAUGUCGAGCAAUGGGCUCUAAAAGUACAAAUCAAUCUGAUAUUAUAAUAAUAAUAGUUUUAUAUAAAAAUAAAUAGAAAAAUUUUUUUCUUGUAUUAUACAGCUUUUACGAUGUUGGAGGAAAUUUAAUAAAUAAUCUUGCUUUGUUUGAAGAAUAAAA